AUGUCUUCAACUUCAUUGAUCAAUGUUGAAAUUCCACCAAUUUUGAAAGACAUUGUUUCUAUUACUGAUGAAAUAGAGAAGAUAUCCAAUGAAAACACAGAAGAAAUCGGAACCAAAGUUAUUGAAUUUAUCAAAUCAAAUCCUGAUGAAAGAUCUCUUAUUAUUAACUUCAUCGGUGAUCUUGCUUCAUCACAUCCUAAGCAGGCAACUAAUCUAGCUGAUGUUUCAUCUAUUAUUUUUAAAACAUUUUUAUCGAAUUUUUCAAGAGAUUCUUUGAAAGAAAUCAGUGAAGAAUUUGUUGAAUUACUUGAGCACAAAGGAGAUUUAGAACCACAAGAAGAUGAAGAUGAAUACGAAGACGAUGAACCACUCAUCAAAGAUUAUGAUCACAAAAGUUUGGAGUUCAUUUUGAUGUGGGACAAAAUUGAAGAACUUCAAAAAAUGUCCUCUUCAAAGAACUUCAAAUUCACAAGAGAAAUUGAAGAUAUGACAUUAAUCGAGUUUGCAUCACAGUUCGGUUCAGUAAAUUGCUUUAACUUCUUACUCCAAAAUGGUUGCAAAAUCACAAAUAAAACAGAUUAUUAUGCAAGUUUAGGCGAAAGCAUCGAAAUUGCAAAAAUUCUCAAAGAAAAAGGUCUCAAAUUUGACGAAUGCUUCGAAUACAGCUUAAAGUCACAUAACAAUGACUUUGCUGAAUGGCUUAUCCAGAAUGGCUUUGAGAAGAACGCUUUGUCUGUUGCUGAAUGCGUAAAUAACAUCAAUAUUAGAGCCUUGCUUUAUAAAUUACAAAACAAAGGUGACAUUAAUGACAGAGAUAUCUCAAAUGAUGACGAUGAUGAAGAUGACUUUGAGAAUGGAGAUACUGCUUUGAUGUAUGCUUCUCAAUAUGGAUCGAAAGCUCUUGCUGAAUUCUUAAUCCAAAAUGGAAGUGAUGUCAAAAUGCUCAAUUAUUACAAGAACGAAAAGAGCUUGGACAAAACAAGCCUCCAUUUCGCUUGUGAAGCAAAUUCAUUCUCUGUUGUUAAACUUCUUGUUGAUAAUGGUGCUGAUGUCAAUGCAAAAGCAAUUUCUCGUAAUAAAGGAGACAAAAAAGAUGAAAGAACAUUUGGAGAAACUCCUUUACACAUUUCAUGCAGACUUGGCAACCUCGAGAUUGUUAAAUACAUAAUUGAAAAAGGAGCUUCACUCAAUGAAUCUUGUGAUAAUGGAGAUUUAUCAUUGUCAGCAAUUCAUUUUGCUGCAAUGAGUGGUAAUGUUGAACUUGUUUCUUUCUUGGUUGAAAAGGGUUGUGACAUUAAUUCUAAAUCGCCAGCAAACACACAGCCAAUACAUUAUGCAGUACAGUCAGCAAAUAUCAAUUUAGUUAACUACUUUAUUGAGAAAGGUGCAGAUGUUAAUGCAAAAGCUAAAUUAUAUUCUAAGAAUGCAACAGGAGUUACUCCUUUACAUAUUUCAUGCUUUGUUCAUGAUGAAGAGAUCGCCAAUGCACUUAUUUCUCAUGGAGCAAAUAUUAAUGAAAAGAUAGGAGAAUACAAUGGAAAGAAGAACUUAAUCAUCAUUCAGUUGGCUACAAUUGAAGAUUCUCCUUCUAUUGUCGAGAUUUUGGUUAAAAAUAAAGCUGAUGUCAAAGCUAUAGAUGAUGAAGGAAAAACAUGUCUAAUGACUGCCGCUGAGAACAGCGCAUUUGAAAUUGCAGAAUUUCUCAUCAAAAAUGGUUCUGAUGUUAAUGCAAAGGACAAAUCCGGAUCAUCAGUAUUGAAAAUUGCUAGAAGAGCAAAUUCACAAAGGAUUGCUGAACUCUUGCUUGAAAAUGGUGCUAUCAACGAGACAUCAAAGAAUAAUAAAAAGAAAAACUCAGAUGAUUUGAAAUUAAAAUCAUUAUUCCACUGA
Trichomonas vaginalis G3 is the source of this 1890-nucleotide messenger RNA. RefSeq names its product spectrin binding. The transcript has a single exon. Lineage: Eukaryota; Parabasalia; Trichomonadida; Trichomonadidae. The record is from RefSeq and is a predicted model, not a curated record. Gene Ontology annotation, molecular function: protein binding. The coding region runs from base 1 to 1890 and encodes 629 amino acids.